Messenger RNA from Cyphellophora attinorum, 1731 nucleotides. RefSeq lists its product as uncharacterized. NCBI's taxonomy places the organism in Eukaryota, Fungi, Ascomycota, Eurotiomycetes, Chaetothyriales, Cyphellophoraceae. The coding region runs from base 1 to 1731 and encodes 576 amino acids. The transcript has a single exon. The record is from RefSeq and is a predicted model, not a curated record.
AUGAACCAACGGCUGUUGAACACUGCUUGCCCAGAAGAGUCAAUAUGGUCGCCGCUGGGCGAGAACACCUUCCGCCAAGUUGCCGUGGAACUAGCGUUGGCUACGGGUGAGUGCCCAUGGGAUGCGGACAUCGGACUCAUACCACUUAACGGCAAACAGCAGGCCGACUUACUCCCUGAGUCGGUCUUGCCACUGAACCAGAAGCUAUAUCGUUCGCUGUAUAAGCUGCCGUAUACAAUUGAGGCGCGUUUGGCGAGUGACUGUGCUUUCAUUGCCGCAAACCAGGAGGCCGUGUUCAGCGUCACUGCUGUCUGUAUUGAGCAGAGCCUUGACUCAGAUGGCCAUCUCACUGGACUUACCCUGCGCUUUGCCGCGAACGAAGGCAUUAACGACGAGCUAAAAGGCUCGAUGCAAAGCAUUUUGCAAGCUCUAUCAUGUUCGGCCAUUACUAGAGAUCAGGCUGUAGACGUCGUUUUCGCGCAGAUUGUCUCCCUUAACCGAUCAAGAGUAUUGCAACGGGUUCGGAAGGCUGUAGGCCACCCACCGAUAUUCCGGGAGAAGGGGAGAACCAGAACCAACCCGGACGACAGACUGCUCCGCGCUUUCCAGAGGAUGCAGAAAUCAAAGCUCACGAGCGCCGGUCAUCGACUGAUCGAGCGUGGUCUGGAGGUGAAUGCGUCCCUGCUAGCAUUUCUGAAGGACAUCACUAUCGAAGACACACAGCACGGAACAGAUGACGUACUUCAUCGUUUACAAGACAUUUCCCGGAAUUGCUAUGAAGUCACGACGGACAAGGGAAGGACACCGUUCAAGGAGCUGCUUGUGGAAAGCGGCCUGAACGCCCAUCUCUGGCUCAAAAGCAAAUACGUUGGUGAAGUUGACAAGAUCGGCGCAUACUGGAGGAUAGCGAACUCCCUGGUCGAGAUAUUCCAAUGGCUACACAGUCAGAGAGAGCCGGGUCUAGGACCCCUAUCUCUGGCUAUGGAGGUUGUCCAGCCCUACGUGUCUGUGACGAGGGAGCCCUCUAUUCAGGGUCGUCCAAUGCGGGUCUACGUCCAUGCAGAGAUCCAGCUCCUUUGCCAUUAUCUCGAAAUGGAAAGGCAGAGUGACGUCGCGGGGUCAAGGGGUCCAAGAUCAGGGCACACCACAAACCUACCACCACGUGUAGUGGGCGCCUCGAAGAGUGCCUGCUUCUUGUGCUUUCUAUGCUUAAAGUCUCAUGGCGGCCUGAUCCCGCCCCCAACCCAUGGCAGACUUUACGACCAGUGGACGAUUCCAGACCUCGCAGAGUACGCCCCUCAGCAGGUACAAGCGCUGCGUCAGACCAUUGCACGUAUGAGCGAUGCCAUGAUGCGCAUCAGAGCAGAAUACUCCCUGAAACGGCAGAGGGACCACCCUAUGACAAGCCGAGUGGACAUUGACCGGCUUUCCGUGUUCCCUCUGCAUGACGAGGAGGCUUCCACUCUUGAGGCUGGGGCAGAUCGGAAUUUGACGAAUGAUAAUGGUUCAAUGGUAGAUGAAACGCAGCACCAGACAGCGGUCAAGGCAUCAUCGAGGCAGAACGACGACAAGUUGUCCUCGCCGGCAGAGGAAUCGACAGGUCACUCUGUCAAGUGUGGUUUUCGGCACCUUUCAGCGCUCCUGCAUUCAAUUCGAACUGCGCUCGGCAGAAUGACAGCUCGCAAGAGUCCUCGUCGUGAAGACAAUCUUCAUGAAGUUGCGGCAACUUGA